Molecule: messenger RNA, 865 nt
Organism: Puntigrus tetrazona (Sumatra barb)
Lineage: Eukaryota; Metazoa; Chordata; Actinopteri; Cypriniformes; Cyprinidae
Product: ice nucleation protein-like
Exons: 1
Source: RefSeq, a predicted model, not a curated record
CAGCCCUCAGCCUGCCAAGGAAUCAGCAGUGCUAUCUCAGCUGGGAGUCCAGCCCUCCAGCCUGCCAAGGAAUCCAGUGCUAUCCCAGCUGGGGAGUCCAGCCCUCAGCCUGCCAAGGAAUCCAGCAGCAUCUCAGCUGGGGAGUCCAGCCCUCAGCCUGCCAAGGAAUCCAGCAGUAUCUCAGCUGGGGAGUCCAGCCCUCAGCCUGCCAAGGAAUCCAGUGCUAUCUCAGCUGGGGAGUCCAGCCCUCAGCCUGCCAAGGAAUCCAGCAGCAUCUCAGCUGGGGAGUCCAGCCCUCAGCCUGCCAAGGAAUCCAGCAGUAUCUCAGCUGGGGAGUCUAGCCCUCAGCCUGCCAAGGAAUCCAGUGCUAUCCCAGCUGGGGAGUCCAGCCCUCAGCCUGCCAAGGAAUCCAGCAGCAUCUCAGCUGGGGAGUCCAGCCCUCAGCCUGCCAAGGAAUCCAGCAGCAUCUCAGCUGGGGAGUCCAGCCCUCAGCCUGCCAGCAGCGUCCCAGCUGGGGAGUCCAGCCCUCAGCCUGCCAAGGAAUCCAGCGCUAUCCCAGCUGGGGGGUCCAGCCCUCAGCCUGCCAAGGAAUCCAGCAGUAUCUCAACUGGGGAAUCUAGCCCUCAGCCUGCUGAAGUAUUGAGCUCCCACCCUACUGAGAAGUCACUUGCCCAGCCCACCACACCAGAGUUGUCUCCUCAACCUCGGAAGGCAAUCUGACAGAAUCCAGUGUUCUCUUUGUCAAGGUGUCCUUUACCUGCCUGCUUUAACCAAGAUGUGCUUAUGCACUGAAGUCUACUGAUAAUCUACUAAAUGUGACUUUUCACAUCUUGUCAAUAAAACCAGGUUUUUUUUUUCUGGCAAA